Messenger RNA from Amborella trichopoda, 597 nucleotides. Its product is annotated as dirigent protein 22. NCBI's taxonomy places the organism in Eukaryota, Viridiplantae, Streptophyta, Magnoliopsida, Amborellales, Amborellaceae. The record is from RefSeq and is a predicted model, not a curated record.
AUGGAGUAUAAAGAGCACGCCUCACCUCUCUGUAACUCAAUUCAAGAUCUAUCUAAGAUGAAAGGAGCACCUACAGUGGCGUUGCUACUUUUCUUCUUGGCGAUAGCCACCUCCAUGUCAGAUUACUGGAGAGAGACCGUAGGCAUGGGCCAACCCAAGGUGAGUCACCUCCACUUCUACUUCCAUGAAGUGGGCAAAGGAUCAAACCCCACCCCCAUACUCGUGGCCGAAGCAAAUAGCACAAAAACCUCACCAACCAGCUUCGGUAGCGUAUACGUCGCUGACGACCCACUAACAGAAGGCCCCAACCUCACGUCGAAGCUUAUCGGCAGGGCACAGGGAAUUCAAGCAGCUUGUUCUAUGACUGAGUUCAACCUCAUCAUGGCGCUCAACUUUGUGUUCACGGAUGGCGAAUUCAACGGAAGCACGCUCACGGUGGUUGGGAGGAACCCUAUACUGCAGGAUGUGAGGGAGAUGUCUGUGGUGGGUGGAAAUGGAGUUUUCAGACUGGCUCAGGGCUAUGCACAACUCCGAACUAUUUUGUUGGCCACUGGCUCAUUGACUGUGGAGUAUAAUGUCACUGUGAUCCAUUACUAG